AUGUGUCCCGGCGCAGACAGCACCGCCAAUGGGCACGCCAACGGCAAUGGCACUACCGAUGCCAACGGAAAAGUGAACCACGAUGGCUACACCGCCAUCCAGACUCGUCAGAACCCUCACCCUACAGCCUCGAGGAAUCCCUACGGCCACAACGCCGGUGUCACCGAUUUCUUGAGCAAUGUCUCCCGUUUCAAGAUUAUUGAGAGUACCUUGCGAGAGGGUGAACAAUUCGCCAAUGCCUUCUUUGAUACUGAGAAGAAAAUUGAGAUUGCCAAGGCUCUUGAUGAGUUUGGUGUUGACUACAUCGAAUUGACCAGCCCUUGUGCCUCCGAACAAUCGAGGUUGGACUGCGAGGCUAUUUGUAAGUUGGGACUUAAGGCUAAGAUUUUGACACACAUUCGCUGCCACAUGGACGAUGCUCGAGUAGCCGUCGAAACUGGUGUCGAUGGUGUGGAUGUUGUUAUUGGUACAAGCUCUUAUCUCCGUGAACACUCUCAUGGCAAGGAUAUCACAUACAUUAUCAACACCGCCAUUGAGGUCAUCAACUUCGUCAAGUCCAAGGGUAUUGAGGUCCGAUUCUCCAGUGAAGACUCUUUCCGUUCAGAUCUUGUUGAUCUCCUCUCCAUCUAUUCUGCCGUUGACCAAAUCGGUGUUCACCGAGUUGGUAUUGCCGAUACCGUUGGUUGCGCUUCUCCCCGCCAAGUCUAUGAGCUUGUCCGUGUGCUCCGAGGUGUCGUCCACUGCGAUAUUGAGACCCAUUUCCACAACGAUACUGGCUGCGCUAUUGCAAAUGCUUUCUGCGCUUUGGAAGCUGGUGCCACUCAUAUCGACACCUCAGUUCUCGGUAUUGGUGAGCGCAAUGGUAUCACCCCUCUUGGUGGUUUGAUGGCCAGAAUGAUGGUCCAGGCCCCUGAAUAUGUUAAGUCCAAGUACCGCUUGGACAAGUUGAAGGAUUUGGAAGACUUGGUCGCCGAAUCCGUUCAAGUCAACAUCCCCUUCAACAACUACAUCACCGGAUUCUGUGCUUUCACCCACAAGGCUGGUAUCCACGCCAAGGCUAUCCUCAACAACCCUAGCACCUACGAGAUCAUCAACCCCGCUGACUUCGGCAUGACUCGUUACGUGCACUUUGCUUCUCGUCUCACUGGAUGGAACGCUAUCAAGUCUCGUGCCCAGCAACUCAACAUGGAGAUGACCGAUGCUCAAUAUAAGGAAUGUACCGCCAAGAUCAAGGCUCUUGCCGACAUCCGCCCUAUUGCUGUUGACGAUGCCGACAGCAUUAUCCGUGCAUACCACCACAACAUCAAGCUCGGCACUGACAAGCCACUUAUGGAUCUCAACGAAGAGGAGAGGGCUCAAUUUGCGCAGAAGGAAAAGGAAAUCGCCGAAGCCCAGGCCAACGGUCAAAAUAUCGGCGCCUAG
Messenger RNA from Talaromyces marneffei, 1422 nucleotides. RefSeq lists its product as uncharacterized. The coding region runs from base 1 to 1422 and encodes 473 amino acids. Gene Ontology annotation, molecular function: homocitrate synthase activity. Gene Ontology annotation, cellular component: mitochondrion. Lineage: Eukaryota; Fungi; Ascomycota; Eurotiomycetes; Eurotiales; Trichocomaceae. The record is from RefSeq and is a predicted model, not a curated record. The transcript has 9 exons.